AGUGCACCGGGCGUCCCCCCUCCCUCCUCCCCAACAGCGCUUUCCCUCUUCUCCUCUUCUCGCAGCCUGAGUUUCUGUCUAUCGGUGUUGUUGUUGAAGCGAUGAUGGCGGCAGCGGGAUGCGGAUCAGCAACCGCGGCUGCCGUCGUGGGCGCGGCGCGGGGACGCUUCCCCGGUCGGCCUUGGUCGUCGCGGAGCCGUUUGCGUUCGGAGAAGCGAUGGCAGCUCGGCCGCUCUGGGACGGAUCUUGACGAGAUCUCCUCCAACGGAGGCCCGAGGCCCACCUGCCUGGUGCUCGCGCUGAACGAGGACCAGUCUCACUUGUGCCUUCUCGGGCUUGAGGCGAGCUACAAGAGCCUGGUAGAGGCUGGAUACAGCUCGAGUGGGAGCGAAGAGGGAGCUGAAUUCAAAGGCUUUGAAGUUGAAGAUGAAAAUAGCAGUGCCCCGGUUCAUGCUGGACGAAAUGCAUGUAAACGUGAUCGUGCUUCAGCAAAGACAUCAAAGAGGAUACGUCAAAGGCGGCGGGUUCUUCCAGUGUCUGCUUUAGUGGGAAGCACAUGUUCACAAGAUCCUCAAAAUGAUUCCGGUUCUGUUCAGCAACUCCAUAGUCAAGAGUCUCUGAAGGACACAUCAGUAGAUGAUGGUGGUGGUGGUGUUAAUGGAGGAUCAGAGAAGCGCACCAGGAGAAAAAUAGGAUCGACAAAACAGGAGACCCAGUCAGCUCCGAGAAUCACAAUCAAGUUGGUGGCUAAAAAGAAAGUGGUCCCUUCAGUGCAUCGUAAAUCUGGUAAAAAGCAAAAGGAAAUCAAAUCUGAAGUUACAGAGAGUCAGUGUGCCCAAAUUUCAAGUGCUCAUGUGAAAUUAAAGACAAAUGUAGCAGCCAGUGAAUGCAGUGCUGGUGAGGCAAAGGAGGAAGUUUGCACUAGAAGGCGGGGAAGAUCUGCUGACAAAAAAUCUGAAUCCACUCCACAAACAAAUCCUGAAAAAGAGGCCAGUGAGCAAAAACUGAAGCUGAGGAAAUCAACUCGAAGGUCUCAAAAUCCACUGCCCAGUGAAAGCAUAGAGCCAAAACCUGAUGAAAAGUCAGCACAUGAAGCAUCAGAGGUAAAUAAGCCUGUGUUAAGGAAGCAGCGCAGAAGGUCCUCAAAUGUUCUACUGGAAUCUGGUGACCAGAGUAUAGCAGAGUCGCUGUUGGAGGUCUCCACAAUUGAUGAAUCCAGGCCACCUACAAAGAAGAAAAAAAAGAGAAAGAAGAAGAAAAAUCGCAAAGAAUCUGAAAGGAAACGGGAGCCUCAUUCACCAGCAGCAAAAGAUUUUGGCCCUUCAGUUGAUGAUCCUCAAAAGCUUACUUUCGACAAUGAUUUUGUCGGAAUUCCAGGUCUGAGACUAACCAGGAUACGAAACCCAAAAGCCCGGUCUCGUAAGAAACGCUGUAAGUUUGUGUGGACUCUCACUCUGGUGAAAAGCAAAAGCAAAGAUUCCCAAAUACUAGAGAAUCUAAGUAAUACUCAAGAAAGCAAAAGCAAAGAUUCCCAAGUCCAAGAUGAUCUCGGCAAAACACAAGAAAUCAAAAUUCAAGAGAAUCCGAGCAAAGUAGAUGAAAGCCCCAGCCCAGAGGUAGAACUUCCAGCUAAAUGUGAUGAGGAAGUAGAUAUUUCUACAGAAGUAGAAUCCACAUCCACUCCUUCCAACAUUUUGGAAACUGGCUCUUCGCAGGAGUCACAAAACGUAGAUAACACUGUUGGUGAUGUAUUUUCCGAAAGCACAGAGAGCCCCAUGGCCUUUGAGAAGGUUGAGGAGAUCCCAGAAAAGGAAAGUGAGGAGGUUCUUGAAAGGUCAGGAAUUGGAACCGAAGCACAUGCAGAAGAGGUCACUCAGACGGACCCUGAAGAUCUGACCAGUAAUGUUACGGUUCCACCACUUCAAAUCAAAGUUGUCUCUUCACCAGGUAAAAAAAACAGUCUUAAGCAGUCCUUUUUAAUUCAUCAAGUCACAACCUCACCUGAAAGAAAAGAACCCGCAAAAAUUGAAGACCCUCAAUGUUCAGAGAAGAGUGUGAAUGUGUUGGAAAUUACUGCUGCCACUCCCGCCCCCAAAGUAAGGAAAAGGCUACGUCAAAACACUGCUCGGAAGAAGCGUGCAAGACAUAAACACUGGACAAUAUACAGGCGAAAAUGUAAAUUGAAUGCAUCUCAAGAAAACCCAGCCUCUGAAACUGCAACUGAAACCGAAUCUCAGGUGGAGGAUUCACCCGUAUCACCAACAGCAGUGCCAGCAGCUGUAGAAACCAAACCAAAUGAGCAUUUAAGUGAAGUUAUGCAUAAAAAAGGUAAAUGGUCAGUUCCACCAACUACAGAACCAUUGCCUGAAGCUGCAGAACCUCAGGACAUCGAACAAACUGUUGAGUCCCCUCCAACCAGCCCAUUUCUUGGGUCAGAACCACAGCCGGAAAUAAAACUUGAGGCACCAUCAAUUGAAACUGAAGAGGUUCUAGUAUUAGAGCCUUCUGUAAAAGAUCAUCCACAGGUAUCUCGUCCUUUACGCAGACAAAUGAAACGGGUCAGACGAAGACGAAAAUCUUUACUUGGCAGGCGGAUUAAAAACCCCAAAUUGCAAAAGAAGGAGUUGUUUGAGGUUAGUGAAGACUGCCCACCAUUGACGGGCUCUGAAGUAGAUGAGCCUAAACUCUUUGGUAUAUUCUCAACAAAGUACAAGAGAAAACGAAUAUCGAGUCUUCAGUCAUUAGAAGGUAGAAAGAAAAAGGCCAAGCUCUUAUCAAAGCAACUGGAUAACACCAACGGAGAUCAGCUUUCUGAUCAGACCGAAAAGGAUUCUGUGAUUGUGAAAAUGGACCAAGACCAGGACAUCCAACAAAGCAAAACGAAGUUCAUGAAGACCAUUAGACAUUUCAUAAUGCCAGUUGUGAGUGCCCGAUCCUCUCGGGUUAUCAAAACGCCAAAGAGGUUCAUGGAUGAUCUUGGUAUGUCAGGCCUUCCUCGCAAGAACUCCCAAAAGAAGCUUGGCCUACAACCAAAAUCAAAGAAGUGUGAAUCUAGUGAAAAAGGUGAACCUGAAUCCCUUGAGUCUAAGGAUGAAGAUAACAGUCUGAGUGAAGCUGAUCUGGAUUUGUCUUCCACUUGGGAAUCAAAACCUAAAUCACCCGAUGACACUGAGAUCUUCAGUGAGGAGAAGCAGCCUGGGAAAAGACGAUCGCUACUCCGAGAUCCUGGUUUCAAAUGGGGAGUACCGAAGCCUGCCAGUGACGACGUGUAUGCCUUCAAUGAAGAUCUUGACAAAGAGUUGGAGACCUUGCUAUCUGCCAAAGAUUUCACCGUGGACCCAUUUCUUGAUCCCGUCCAAAAGAAGAAAAAGUCCACCAAAUUCAAAGUCCAAUCGUCAAAAUUUAGGUUAUACAAAAAGCUUAAACUCAAACAGAGUUUGGCAAGGCGUAAAAAGGCCCCAAAGGACAAAAUGGUUCAAGUUGUAUCAUCCCCUGUUAAGACACAGAAGAAGGAGUUGGAAGAAGGGGCCAGUCUAAUCAAGUCUCUCAGAGACAUGAAGAAGGAAAAAGCAAAGCUCAAGAUUGAGGAUCUCAACAGCCCUGGGGUAGUUCGCAAAGUCUCCAUCUGUGUCCGAGCUCUGAGUGCCAAGUUGCUGGCACAACACCAGUCAAAAGACAUCCAAGAGGAUGACCUGCCAGAUGAGUUCUCCAUUCAUACAGACAUCUCACUUCCAAAUAAAUGCAAAGACUUUGAUGAGAUGCAUCAUGCAGAAUCAGAAGGGCCGGUUUCUGAGGACAUUCUGAAACAUGCCGUUGACAUUGAGGAGAAAACUGCCGCUCAGCGCCCUCGCCUUACAGGAGCCAACAAGCGCAUGUUCAACCUCCUCAAGAAAGCCAAGGUUCAGCUCAUCAAAAUAGACCAGCAGAAACAGUUGAAAUCAUCUGGGCUCUUGCCAGAGGGAAGAAUCACUGCAACAAAGAGACAGAGACGAAAACCAAAAGAGCGGCUUGAAAAUGCCUGUCCCAACAAGACUGAAGCUUCUCCAGAGCAGGAACCUGCCAGAGGAGGGCCUCGCAUUAAGCAUGUAUGCAGAGCUGCGGCUGUGGUUUUGGGUCAGCCUCGUGCUAUGGUCCCCGACGACAUCCCCCGACUCAGUGCACUACCCCUGCACGAGAGAUCAGAUAUAUCCCCUUCACCUGCAGGAAAAGGAGUUGAGUCUCACUCUGACCCAGAAAGCCCUGUAUUACAAGAACACAGGACACCCAAGUUUCGCCGUGGGAGGGCUCACUUGUAUGGGAACCGUUCCCGACGGUGUGGGGAGUGUAAAGGUUGUCUGCAUGAGGAGGACUGUGGCAGGUGCAUAAACUGCUUGGACAAGCCCAAGUUUGGUGGUCCCAACACAAAACGGCAGUGCUGUGUAUACAAGAGAUGUGAUCAGGUUGAGAAAAGGAAGGCCUUGAGGCUAAGUGGCAAGCUCCAUAAAGGGCAUGUGAAGAAGCGGCGCUCAUCGAUAAGUGUGGGUUACUCAAGUAAUGAGGAAUGUGAGGUUGGGGAUGGAAUCGCUCCAAUGUUUCCAGCCUCUCUGGGAGACAGUCCGUCUGUGCGGAAACAGCCACGCCGACACGUAAAACCACGUUCCUACUGCGACCUGCUGGAUUACGAUUCUGACUUUGACUGGAUAGGAGGAUCAAAUUCCACCUCCCCAGCACGCAGAAGAACUCCUGGCCUUCGCAACUCAGAUUUUGUGUCAUUGGACGACUUCAUCGGCGAUGUUUUUGAUGAGGGAGUGCGGCAUCGCAGACCAAGCUUCCACAAGGUUCCACACAUUAAGCGGAAAAUUGAGAAGAGCCCUCAGGAACAGACACCGCCCAGCGUCCUUGCAGCCCUCGCCAAUGGUUUUGCAGAGAGAGAACAGGAGCCCAUAGAGCCCACACACAAGAUCCGUGUUGAUUUUAAGGAGGACUGUAGUGUGCAGAGCGUGUGGGCGACAGGAGGUCUGAGCAUCCUUACUUCAGUACCCCUCAUGCCCCAGUAUGUCUGCCUGCUGUGUGCCAGUAAAGGCCAACAUGAGAUGCUGUAUUGUCAGGUCUGCUGUGAGCCUUUUCAUCGCUUCUGCUUGGACCCUUCAGAGCGCCCACUAGAGGAGAACAAGGAGAACUGGUGCUGUCGGCGCUGCAAGUUCUGCCGAGUUUGUGGUUGUAAGAAUAAAGAAUCCAAGCCUCUGCUGGAAUGUGAAAGGUGUCAGAAUUAUUAUCAUCCUGCCUGUCUGGGUCCCAACUACCCCAAACCCAGCAAACGUAAGAAGCCUUGGGUUUGUAUGACAUGCAUCCGGUGCAAGAGUUGUGGCGUGACCCCAGGAAAGAGCUGGGACACCGAGUGGAAUCAUGACAAGGGUCUGUGUCCUGACUGCACUAGGUUGUUUGAUCAAGGAAACUACUGCACCAUGUGCUUCAAGUGUUAUGAAGAUAAUGACUAUGAAAGCCAGAUGAUGCAGUGCUCCACGUGUAACCACUGGGUCCAUGCUAAAUGUGAAGGCCUGACAGAUGACUUGUAUGAAAUCUUGUCGAGUCUGCCUGAGAGUGUGGUGUACUCCUGUCAGCCGUGUUUACAAGAGCAGCCUGAUGGAGAGGAUGUUAAUGGAGCAGUCUGGAGGGAACUGCUUGACCAGGAGCUGAAGACUGGCUUGGAGAGGGUGCUUUCUUGCCUGCUGAGCUCCAGCCCCACUAAGCACCUGGUCACCUGCAAAAAGGUGGGCUUCCAGUCUCUCCUAAACCAAGUAUGCCGUUCUUUUAAAAUGUUGCAGCAGCCCAUUUGCACUAUAAUGGGUUCCCUGAACACUGUGGAUGAAAAUGUACCUGUCUGUGACUUCCGUGCUAUUGGAAAGAAGUUUGAGGAAGGCCUGUACACAUCCUUGAAAUCCUUUCAUGAAGAUGUGGUGAAAGUAAUUCGCAAUCACAUGGAAGAUGAGGAAAUUUUACCAGAGGACCAAAGACCCACUGCCCUUGCCCGCUCGUAUUACUGGAAGCUCUUAGAGGAAGUAUAUGGUUGGUUUAACAGUCGGGACCCUAAAAUAUGGGAUCCACGCUCUAAACAUCUGCCAGCCGGGAUGCUUGCGCAUGCUGUGAUGCCGCCAAAUUAUGAACAUGUUUAUGCUCAAUGGCGUGAGAGAGAUGCAUGUCACAAGAUGUUGGACGGCGCCCCACAGAUGACUGGAAGACACGUGGAUGUUAAAUUGGGAGAAGAGGAGGAUGUGUCCACACCUUUAGCCCAUAACUCUACAGGAUACUUUAUGGACCCAAGGGCAUUACAAAUGAACCUGAAAGGGAAGAAGAGUCGGCCUACUAAAUCUGACCUGGACACAGUUUUGUCAAAAGACGACGAGAGACAGUGCGCUCUGUGCCAAAAAUACGGUGAUGCAAAGGCCAGUGAUGCAGGGAGGUUGCUCUAUCUAGGGCAGGAUGAAUGGGCUCAUGUAAAUUGCACCAUGUGGUCUGCAGAGGUGUUUGAGGAGGACAAUGGUUCACUUCUGCAUGUUCACAGUGCUGUUGCAAGAGGUCGUCUGAUGCGCUGUGAGCGGUGUAACCGAACUGGGGCAACAGUAGGUUGCUGCCUUACUUCGUGCCAGAGUAACUACCACUUCAUGUGCGCCCGCUUUCGCAACUGUGUCUUCCAGGAUGAUAAAAGAGUUUUCUGUCACAAGCAUCGUGACCUUAUAAGUGGAAAAAUCAUCACUGGUCAAGGGUUUGAAGUACUACGGAGAGUUUAUGUGGAUUUUGAAGGGAUUAGUUUUCGCAGAAAGUUUUUGACUGGAUUGGAGCCGGAGUCAAUCAAUUUAAUGAUAGGUUCUUUGCUAGUAAAAAAGCUUGGAAAGCUGAGUGAAUUAUCUGCCUGUCAUGGAAAACUUUUCCCCGUGGGUUAUGAAUGCUCUCGCUGGUAUUGGAGUACUGUGAACCCCUUAAAUCGAUGCAAAUACACAUUUCGCGUUAGGGAGGUCCGUCCAACUGUUCAGGAAAAACCAGUGGAAGAGUCAACUGAUCAGGGAGGAAACUGCACAAUUGCCCACAGCCCAUGCCCCCAAUCAGAAUCUGAAGCCCCGGGAGUGGUUUUAUCUUCAACUAAUCCUUCCACUGAAACAAAUUCCACCUCGUUAUCUAUCUUUGCCAAACCAGACCUUGGUGCUCGUCCCAAAAUCCCUUUAUACCCCCAGAACAGAAGACCUGCUGGAGGACUAUCCAGACCACUGCCUUCUCCAGGAGCUGCCCCAACCAAACCUCACCACAUCCUGACUAUAAGUGAUUUGGAUGACACUCGAAGGCCACGACGGCAUAGCCUACACCCACAGAAUAGUAGUACCCGCAGUCACAUGACCUCCCCUACUCUUGGAUCUCCUGCAGGCCCAAUUGCAUCUAGAGCAGGUGGUUCCCACCACCCUAAAACCUCCCAGCCUACCUCCCCAGUUUUCCCCCUUGGUGCUACUGAAAACCAGCUGACCUCUUCAUCAGCUCGUCCUGUUGGUCGAAGUGCUUCCUCAGUCCGGGGUUCUGGAAUAUUGACACCCCAUUCUACCUCAGGACUGUUUUCACAGUCCACAAAGCAAGGUGGCAUUGGUACUAGCCCUUGCACCAAACGAUCCCUCACCUCUCCCACCCACCUCUCCACAAGACCAAGGCCUUUUGAUUUUAAUCAAAUAGACUCUGUUGAACUUCCACAUAAUUUUAUAGCAUCACCACAGGAGCAUCCAGCAGAAAAUGGUGCCUUGCCAUUAAGAGACCUUUUGGGUACACAAAAAGGUAAUCAUCUAGGUAGUGACAGGGAUUUCCCUUACACAUCCUUCCACUUAGAGGCAGACUUGACUGUGGCACCUGAGCUGAGAACAGAACUUGAAAUUGAAGAAACCGAACUGAAUGAAGGUGUUGCUAUGAACUGCAGUGCACAAAUUGUAGUUGAAGGUGAAGACAACCAGGUAGACUUCUGGGAGCCAGAUGAAGAGAAGUCCAUAAUGUCUACCCAGGGAUUGUCUUGUCCCAUUGAUCCUUGUAGGGACGACUGGGGUAAUAGUUCUUCUGAUGGGGACAUGGAAAACUACUUCAACUUCAGACGCAUGGUGGUUACUUCAAAGGCUCAAAGGGAUGCCUCCCAGACAUCUGCAUCUCCAUCUUUAAGGCAGAUUUCACAACUUGAUGGUGUGGAUGAUGGGACAGAGAGUGAUACAAGUGUGGCUAAUAAUGAUAACCAGGGUGUAAAAUUGUCGAAUCAAGCCCAAAAGCCACACAAACCACUCAAUGCUGUGCCUCAUGAACAGACUGCUAGCAAUGGGCUAUGUUUGGCAUUUCCAAAUCCUGUUUCUGAUUUUUCUUCAAUUUGGUUAGAACCCGUGUCCAACUCGGAGGUUGUUGCUGAUCAAGAUUCUUUUGGUGUAACUCAAACAUUGCAAUCAAACCCUAGGGUGGUUGUACACUCACAAGACACUUUGACUAAUUUUGUUGACCUAAAGCCUAUAAACCAUGCAUUUUCUAUAUAUGGUAAUGAUUACCAAGCCCCUCAUUUAAUGGUAGAACCAGAGACACCCUUAAUUCUGGAGAGAUGUGAUCCUCUUUCACCAAAUGCACAUUUCACUGAUUUGGUCCCAGUCCAAGAUUCUCUGAGUGACCCUCCAGACUCUAAAGAAUUGUACUUGGAUCCUAGUAGUGGCCACUUUGUGUCGUCUAUAGGUGACUCUAGAGUUCACCAAAACAACCACUUGCAAGAUGAUUCCCCUGACUUAAUGGAAGUGAAUGGAAUUCAGAGUCUACAGCAACAAAAUCCUGUUCCUUCCACGGUGUUACCCAAAUCUGCAUCAUCUUCUGGACCUUUAUCUUCUGAUUCCUCUGCACACGUUCCUUUUGCAGCAUGCCCAAAUCAGACACCUUCUGCAAAUGUGUCCUUGUUCCCAGUCCAAACUCCUGAGGGUAAGACGGUCUUGCCACCCAUGGAGAGUUUCAGAACCAAAUUACACCCACCUGCUGAAACAAGGCAUCCUGCCUCUUCAGUUCCUGGAGGGGCAAUGCCAUGUGUUCCCACACAUUUGCCACAGAAACCAGAGUCUAUGCUGUCUGUACCAUCAGCCACUGGUGUACCCCUUGGGACUUAUGGGCCAGCUUUGGGUACAGUGUCUGUCCCGUUGCAUCCCACUUACCCGCAGCCUGUUGGCUCUACAACAGUUGCCAUAGUCUCCUCCUCCUCCUCUAUAACUUCUCAGCCAUCAGCUCUGUGCCAAGCAAUGCCUUCUGCCAUUCAGCCAGCCUCUGCUUCUGGUGUCAUCAAUGGGUACAACACCACACCUAUGCAAAGAGAAACAGCUCUAGGACGAAAAAUUUCCAUCAAUUUUUCAACCCCCAGAUCAACAAUUGAACCCCAACAACAGUUGGUUACCCAAGCAUUACCAGGUCAUGCAAUUCUUACUGUAAAAGAGGUUGGUGGAACCAAUGUGGAUCAUACACCACAUGUUUUACUUGUUAAUCGUCUUGGUCAGAUUUUUGUCAAAAACCCUGAAAGCAACACCUUCCAGCUGCCAACUCCAAAUUCCCCUUCAUAUAACUGUGUUACACAAAUCGCCAGCCUCUUGCAAAGCAAUGCCUUAUCGGCAACACUUGCAGCAGCUGGGAACUUGCCACCAGUUGCAGGUGCCACCAUUCCAACCCAAGUCCCGCAAAUUGUGUCCCCAUUGGUACAGACCUCAAACACCAUUACACAGCUACUUACAACUAGUACUAAUGGAGCAGCUCCACUACCAGCACCAGAUGUUAAAAAGCCACGUAGGAAUGCCAAAGCUUCUGGAGAUAGAGUGAAAAAACCAAGGAAUAAGAAGGAGUCUUCCACACCUAGAAGAACAAAGUCUGUUAGCACACAUGGCCCAUCUAGCAAACAAUCAACAAGUCAAAUAGUAACCUCCUCAGAUAUAUCUAAUCAAGCAGAUAGUGCACAAGCUAUCAUCAACCAAGCUAUGGCUGGAUAUUAUGAUCCCAACAAGACUGUUUCCCGAAUUCCCUCAUCACCUCGUAACAGUACUAUUUUUGGGAAAAUUCAUACAAGUUCAGUAGUUUUACCGGAAGGACUCCUUGUCAAACAAGAGAUGAAGGCUUCCCCACCAGUGACACCAGAAGCAGCACCUCGACCAAAACAGGUUCGAAUGAAAAGAGUGUCCUCUUUAUCUGACCGUAUUGCCACCAAGAAAUCAAAAUCUGACUUUUUAGACCUGGACCGCCCUACUAAAUUGGAAGAACCACGCAAGUCAAACUCCAUAUCAGCCAGGUAUGGAGUUCGCAUUAAAACCCCAACUGUCAAGGGAAUUCUAGACUUGGACAAGCUGAAUGAAGAGCCUAGUAGUGACUCUGAGAGUGCAAGGCCUGGACCUUGGGAUCGUCUUUCCUUGCCUCGUGGUGGAGACAGCAACAAGCCAGCGACCUGGGAUCCUGCUAAUCGUAAUGCACUGUCUGACUGGAACAAAUACUCAGGGAUGCUGUCCUGUUCAGAUGAUGAGAUGUCUCCCUCAGAUGGUGAAGAGCAUAGUCCUCCCAGCCGAGACCAGCCCCACCUACGCUUUGAGAUCACUAGUGAUGACGGCUUCAGUGUAGAAGCAGACAGUAUUGAGGUUGCUUGGUCCACUGUUAUCGAGGGAGUCCAGGAGGCCCGUGCUGUCGCUGGACUGAGGCAGCUCACUUUUUCUGGGAUAAGCGGAGCGCAUGUGAUGGGAAUGCUGAACGAUGCCAUAGUGUACCUGGUGGAACAGCUCCAGGGGGCCAAUCGCUGCCAGCGUCACAACUUCCGCUUCCACAAGCAAGCCAGUCAGGAGGAAGAUCUGCCCAUUAACCCGAGUGGCUGUGCCCGUUCCGAAGUCUACCUAAGGAAGUCUACCUUUGAUAUGUUCAACUUCCUGGCGUCACAACACAGACAGCUUCCUGACACCGACCUGUAUGAUGAGGAGGAGGAUGAGAUUCUUCUCAAAUCCACCAGGCGUGCAACAAGUUUGGAGCUUCCGAUGGCGAUGCGCUUUAGACAUCUCGAGAAGACAUCUAAAGAAGCGGUUGGUGUCUACAGGUCUGCGAUUCAUGGAAGAGGCCUGUUCUGUAAACGAAACAUCGAGGCGGGAGAGAUGGUCAUUGAGUAUUCAGGCAUUGUCAUUCGUUCCGUUCUCACGGACAAGCGAGAGAAGUAUUAUGAUGGCAAAGGCAUUGGUUGCUAUAUGUUCCGCAUCGACGACUUUGAUGUGGUAGAUGCCACGAUGCAUGGUAAUGCGGCGCGGUUCAUCAACCACUCCUGUGAGCCAAACUGCUACUCUCGAGUCAUCAACGUGGAGGGUCAGAAGCACAUAGUCAUUUUUGCUUUACGGAAAAUCUACCGUGGAGAGGAGCUGACUUAUGACUACAAGUUCCCCAUAGAAGAUGCAAGCAACAAGCUUGGCUGCAACUGUGGUGCCAAGCGCUGUCGGCGCUUCUUAAAUUGAAGAGCAGUGCUGGAGAAGUUGCAGGGCAACUGCACGACAAUGGAGUUUGACGGGUAAAAACGGUGGACCAAGGCUUGUCUGGUAAAGGCAGGUCCAAGCUGAAGGUUUCAAAGCUUAACAGUCACCUUUUCAAGUCCUUCAACAAGCACAUAUAAGGACCACCAAUUGUUGUGGAGCCAUUCACACCCUUCAACCAGGAUUCCUCCCGAUCAGUUGACAUUCAGUCCAGUAGAUGUGUG
This is a messenger RNA of Carassius auratus (goldfish), 11722 nucleotides long. RefSeq names its product histone-lysine N-methyltransferase 2B-like. Gene Ontology annotation, cellular component: histone methyltransferase complex; nucleus. The transcript has 37 exons. Lineage: Eukaryota; Metazoa; Chordata; Actinopteri; Cypriniformes; Cyprinidae. The record is from RefSeq and is a predicted model, not a curated record. Gene Ontology annotation, molecular function: DNA binding; zinc ion binding; histone H3K4 methyltransferase activity. Gene Ontology annotation, biological process: positive regulation of DNA-templated transcription. The coding region runs from base 102 to 11483 and encodes 3793 amino acids.